CCUUCUAUUCAUUGCCUCACUCUCCAUCUUCUUCUUCUUCUUCUUCUUCUUCUUCUUCUUCUUCUUCUUCUUCUCCUUCAUCAUGCACAUUGUCGCAGAACCCUAAUCCAGAUCUCACAUUCCAAACCCUAGCCUGCCAGAUAUUCAUUUUUCUUCACAAUUUAUCUGGGAUUUCUUUCGUCUUUCAGUUUCGAUUCGGGUUUUUCAUUUUGUUACUUAAUUUUUCAUGUUCUUGCUUGUCCGUCCAUUUUUUCUUGGAUCAGUUUAAUUACUUGGGUCAGGGGUUAACUUUCGUAUUACUGGGAAGUGAAGUGGUUUAAAUAUUUUCAAGCGCGGGCUUGCUAAUCAGUUAUUAGAUGGAGGCAUCAAUGGCUUUAAUGAUCUUAUCAGCCAUAGCGGCGUAUUUAUUUUGGUUCAAGAUGAUCUCACGGUCAAUGUACGGUCCACGUGUCUGGCCGGUAGUCGGCAGCCUUCCGGGUCUCAUCCAGAACGUGAACCGGAUGCACGACUGGAUCGCCGAUAAUCUCCGCGCGUGCGGUGGCACGUACCAGACGUGCACCUGUGCCAUUCCCUUCCUGGCACGCAAGCAAGGGCUUGUGACUGUCACAUGCGACCCCAAGAACUUGGAGCACAUUCUGAAGCUUCGGUUUGAUAAUUACCCCAAGGGUCCUACCUGGCAAGCUGUGUUCCAUGAUCUGCUUGGUGAUGGGAUCUUCAACAGUGAUGGUGACACGUGGCUGUUCCAGCGCAAGACGGCGGCACUGGAAUUCACCACCCGAACGCUCCGCCAAGCCAUGGCCCGUUGGGUGAGCCGAGCCAUCGAGCUUAGGUUUUGCCCGGUUCUUGAGACGGCUCAGAACGAAGCUAAGCCUGUAGAUCUUCAAGAUCUCUUGCUCCGGCUCACUUUCGAUAACAUAUGCGGGUUGGCCUUCGGGAAAGACCCACAGACGCUAGCUCCGGGCCUUCCCGAAAAUGAAUUCGCAAAUGCUUUCGACGGAGCCACGGAAGCCACGUUGCAACGCUUUAUCUUGCCGGAAAUCAUUUGGAAGUUCAAAAAGUGGCUUGGGCUCGGAAUGGAAGUCAGCUUGAACCAUAGCCUCCAUCGCAUCGAUAAAUACCUAUCCGCCAUCAUCAACGCGCGUAAGCUCGAGUUGGAAAGCCAGCAACAAGGUCUUUGCAAUGGGACCCCACAUGAUGACUUGUUGUCUCGGUUCAUGAAGAAAAAUUCCUACUCCGACAAAUUCCUCCAACAGGUGGCGCUCAACUUCAUCCUAGCUGGACGUGACACGUCAUCGGUCGCGCUGAGUUGGUUCUUUUGGUUGGUGAUUCAAAACCCACAAGUUGAGGAGAAAAUCCUUUUUGAAAUUUGCACCGUUCUGAUGGAGACACGUGGCAGUGAUACUUCCAAGUGGGUGAAAGAGCCCUUGUUCUUUGAAGAAGUUGAUCGACUGACAUACCUUAAGGCCGCAUUGUCCGAGACCCUAAGGCUUUACCCUUCCGUUCCACAAGACUCCAAGCAGACAAUCAACGACGACAUUUUGCCGAGCGGGACUUUUGUACCGGCCGGAUCUUCAAUCACAUAUUCAAUCUACGCAAUCAGUCGCAUGAAGUUCAUUUGGGGUGAAGAUUGCCUAGAGUUUAAGCCGGAGAGGUGGUUGUCUUCUGAUGGCAAAAAAAUGGAGGCACAAGAUUCUUACAAAUUUGUAUCUUUCAAUGCCGGUCCGAGAAUUUGCUUAGGCAAGGAUUUAGCUUACUUGCAAAUGAAGUCAAUCGCGGCAGCGGUGCUGCUGAGGCACAGGCUCGCGGUGGUGCCAGGCCACCGGGUUGAGCAGAAGAUGUCAUUGACAUUGUUCAUGAAGUAUGGCCUCAGGGUUAACGUGCACCCUAGAGAUUUGACGCCUAUUUUGGCAAAAAUAGGCAAGGGUGGCCAAUGCGGAAAAGAAGAUGUCGAUAUUGUGGUUUGAGAGGGCUGGCAUGCGAAGAUGGUGC
Pyrus x bretschneideri (Chinese white pear) is the source of this 1989-nucleotide messenger RNA. RefSeq names its product cytochrome P450 86A22. The record is from RefSeq and is a predicted model, not a curated record. The coding region runs from base 357 to 1964 and encodes 535 amino acids. Gene Ontology annotation, molecular function: iron ion binding; heme binding; oxidoreductase activity, acting on paired donors, with incorporation or reduction of molecular oxygen. The transcript has 3 exons. NCBI's taxonomy places the organism in Eukaryota, Viridiplantae, Streptophyta, Magnoliopsida, Rosales, Rosaceae.